Molecule: messenger RNA, 792 nt
Organism: Momordica charantia (bitter melon)
Lineage: Eukaryota; Viridiplantae; Streptophyta; Magnoliopsida; Cucurbitales; Cucurbitaceae
Source: RefSeq, a predicted model, not a curated record
AGUGUAUCUUCAAAAAGUUUCAAAAAAAAAAUCUCCGAUUUAGCCUCUCACUUAGAACCGCCUCCAUCUUCCACAACAAAUAUCAAUGGCGUCCGACGACGAAACAAAAACAACAACAACGACAAAGAAGAAUCAAACCCAGAUUCGUAUCGCCCAAAACGGCGCCGUUGGGAGCCUCGUGGCCUGGGGUGGAGCCUUCGCUUUCGCCUGCUUACUCGCCGCUUCCACGUUCAAGAGGAACAGGAAGAUCAGAUCCGCCGAGAGGAGUAAAGAUGACGGUGGCUCUGGCCAAAGCGCCGCCCGCUGCGGCGGCGAGCCUCCGCAGAUGGAAGGGCUGCGGCUUCUUCUCCAGUCUUCGUCCACUGAUUUCAUCAGUUCAUGCCGCACGGCGCCUGAAAUGUCAAAGAAGAAAGCCUUCCAUAAACCGACGGCGGAGAUGACGACGGCGUCCGUCAACCACGUGUCAGUAGGAGACUCCGAUUGCAACGAAAAUGGAACGCCGGAGGACGAGAAAAUGGUGGUUAUUAUUUAUGAAGAAGAGCAAGAUGAAGAGUACAGGGCAGAUUAUGAAAAAUAUGAAAAAAUCCCAAAAGUUGCAGAGGAGGGCUCUUCAAUUGGGAUUCACGACGACGAAGCCACGUGGCUGGCGGAGUGGACGACGGAUGAAUCUUCGUCCUCAUCGGAGGAAGAAGAAGAAGAAAAGAAAGUUACGGCGUAAGAAGAUGGCGACGCCAUUGAUGUAAUUAUUGAGCUUGCUUGGUAUUUGCGGCGAACAGAGUGGAGGAGACGACU